GAACAUUAUUAUAAUCUGUGUAUGGAAAAGUCUCAGAGAAUUAAUCCUUUUUUGUUGCAUAUACUUCAGGAAGUGGAUGAAGAAAGUAAAAAGGGAUUGGAAAAAGGAAUCACUUUAAAUGUUGCUGGAAACAAUCGCAUAAUACCAGUGGAAAGAGUAACAAGUGAAGAUUUUUGGAUUCUUUCUGGAAUUUUAAAGAAGAAUCCAUAUGUUAAUGGUUUGGAUGUUAGAUAUAACCUCUUAAAAGAUGUUGGUGCCUACUAUGCUGCAAAACUGCUUCAGAAACAACUUAAUCUCAUUUACUUAAACCUUAUGUUUAAUGAUAUUGGGCCCGAUGGUGGAGAACUGAUUGCUAAAGCACUACAUAAGAAUACAACCCUGAAGUACCUAAGAAUGACUGGAAACAAGAUUGAAAACAAAGGUGGAAUGUUUUUUGCUGCAAUGCUGCAAGUUAAUUCAUCCUUAGAGAAAUUAGAUCUAGGAGAUUGUGAUCUGGGAAUGCAAAGUGUGAUCGCAUUUGCUACAGUACUAACUCAAAACCAAGCAAUUAAGGGAAUAAACCUAAACCGUCCUAUACUGUAUGGCGAACAGGAAGAGUCCACAGUCCACAUAGGCCACAUGUUAAAAGAAAAUCACUGCCUUGUUGAACUACACAUGUGUAAGCAUGAUAUGAAAAAUUCUGGCUUCAAACAGUUAUGUGAUGCCCUGUAUGUGAAUAGUAACCUACGCUACCUUGAUGUCAGCUGCAAUAGAAUAACUUGUGAUGGAAUGGUGUUUUUGGCCGAUGUACUGAAGAGCAAUACCACCCUGGAAGUAAUAGAUCUUUCCUUCAACAGAAUAGAAAAUGCAGGAGCAAGCUAUCUCAGUCAGACUCUUGCUUCACACAACAGAAGUCUUAAAGCGUUAGUAUGCUUUUAUAUAUAAUCAAAACAACAUAACUCAAA
Molecule: messenger RNA, 944 nt
Organism: Loxodonta africana (African savanna elephant)
Lineage: Eukaryota; Metazoa; Chordata; Mammalia; Proboscidea; Elephantidae
Gene: LRRC34
Product: leucine rich repeat containing 34
Exons: 8
Coding region: 22-924 (300 amino acids)
Molecular function (GO): protein binding
Source: RefSeq, a predicted model, not a curated record